Messenger RNA from Linum tenue, 1587 nucleotides. The record is from the annotation of a GenBank genome assembly. NCBI's taxonomy places the organism in Eukaryota, Viridiplantae, Streptophyta, Magnoliopsida, Malpighiales, Linaceae.
AUCAUCAAAAAAAGACACCCCAAAUAUGAAGUUCUCAAGGAGGAGAUAAGGAUGAUGGUGAUAGAUGGGGCUGAAAGCGGAGAUGAUGAGGAAGCAGUAAUUGCCGAUAAGUUGCGGUUAAUUGAUAAUGUUCAACGUUUAGGCAUUGGGUAUCAUUUUGAAGCAGAAAUUGAAGAAGCACUUGAAAAAGUGCAUGUUUUUGGAGAUGACUUAUUCAUCAAUAUUGAUGACAACAAUACUACUGAUCUCUACCAUGCAACUCUUCGGUUUCGGCUCCUCAGACAACAAGGCUUUCCGGUUUCAUUAGAUGGGUUUAGGAAGUUGAAGGACAGUGAAGGAAGGUUCAAGGAACAUUUGGCAUCAAAUGAGCAAGGGUUGUUGAGCUUGUACGAGGCAACUCACUUGGCGCUCAAUGGGGAAAUCAUAUUGGAUGAAAUCUUAACAUUUACGACCAAGACCCUGAAAUCGAUCCUAUCACAAAAUACCAUCAACCAUUCAUUUCAAAAGCAAAUUGAUUUUGCCCUUCGCUUUCCUGUUUGGAAAUGCAUCCCAAGGUUGCUUACUAGGCAUUACAUCGAUUUCUACUUGGACGACCCUUCCCACGAUCAGACACUCCUCACAUUUGCAAAGUUGGAUUUCAACAUAGUCCAAAAACUACAACAACAAGAGCUCUAUGAAAUCACAAGUUGGUGGAGAAGUCUUGGAGUAGGCACCAACUUUCCAUACGCAAGAGACAGAGUUGUGGAGUGUUAUUUCGGUAUGAAUGUUGUUUACUUCGAGCCCAAGUAUCGACUCGCAAGGAUGAUACUCAACAAGAUAUCUUUAACUUUGUCUCUUAUUGACGAUACUUACGAUAACUAUGCUACAUAUGAAGAGCUUCAUAUGCUCACAGAAGCUAUUGAAAGGUUGGAUACUAAGGCUCUCAAAGCACUACCUGACUCGAUGAAGGAUAUUUACCGAGUCAUCAUUAAUACGUACGAUGAAAUCGAGAUGGAACUUGAAAAAACUGGAUCCGCCUUUGGUGCGGAGUAUGCUAAGACAGAGCUAAAACGAAUGUGUCGAUCCUACUUCGUUGAGGCACGAUGGCGUACUGAAGGAUACGUUCCAACAGUGGAGGAGUAUAAGACAGACGGAUAUAUCACUGGCAGUUCUCUCAGUGUUCCCACAUCUGCUUUACUCGGGAUGGGAGCAGAAAUAGCAACAAGAGAGGCUUUUGAAUGGCUUACUAACGAACCUAUGGUGGUAAGAGCUCUCGGUGCUAUUACUAGGCUUCAAAAUGACAUUGUCUCUCACGAGUUGGAACGAAAGAGAGAGCAUGUGGCUUCAGCAGUGGACUGCUAUAUGAAGGAACAUGCAUCGUCAGAGGAGGAAGCAAUCGAAUUCUUUUGGAAGGAGAUUUCUAGAGGUUGGAAAGACAUUACUGCAAAGUUUGCCAAACCAACCCCGGUCCAUGUAGCUCUGAUAGAACGUCUUCUCAACUACGCACGUUUUUUUCAUGUGUUAUACGAGAAGGGUGAUGGCUACACGAACGCUCGCCUUUUAAAAGCACACAUUGUUUCAUUGUUCGUUGAUGCCGUGCCUCUUUGA